AUGUCGUCACUCCGUCACGGUUGUGCCGCCGUCGCUCCUCCUGCUCACGCCGCCGUUGCACUCUGUUGCUGCCGUGCCGUUGUCACUCCUUAUAGUCGCACCACCGUCGCUCCUCGUGCUCCCGCCGCCGUGAUAAGCAAGAGGAAGAUAAUGGGAACGUCGCUGGUUUCGAACGUGAAGCGCGAGGUUUCGAUCAUGAGCAAGCUCAACCACCCGAACAUCGUGAAGCUGCACGAGGUGCUGGCAACAAAGACCAAGAUCUAUUUUGUAUUGGAGUUCGUUAAAGGCGGUGAGUUAUUUGCUAAGGUUUCGAAAGGGAGGUUCAGCGAGGAUCUCGCCCGCAAGUAUUUCCAGCAGCUUAUCUCCGCCGUAGGGUACUGCCACUCGCGCGGCGUUUUCCACCGUGAUUUGAAGUCGAAAAAUCUCUUGCUUGAUGAGAAUGGGAAUCUCAAGGUCUCCAAUUUUGGACUCAGUGCCGUCAAAGACCAGGUCAGCCCCAAAAUAUUAAAAAGUUUAUUUGUCCCAUCAUGGUUUGGAUUUGUGGUUGCAAUUCUAGCUGCAGCAAAAUUUGCAGUUGAUGCUGCUGUAAUUGUUGUAAAUGGCUACAAAAUUGUAACAUCAAUGCCUGAGAAGCCAGGACAUGAUUUUGCUUUGAAUGCAACCUAUGAUGAUGUGAAUGCUUCAAGCUAUGAUGCUCUAGUCAUUCUUGGAGGUUGUGCACCUGAGUAUUUGGCACUGAAUAAAUCUAUCAUUGCAUUAGUGAAGCAUUUUAUUGAAAGCAAGAAAUGCAUACCAUAUAGAUAUAAGAUUGAGGAGAAAACUUGGUUGGGCAAUUUAAAUGAAUUUGAAGUUCUGGUUAUUAGUUCUCAGAAAGGCAAAGGAAUGCUAUUCCCAAAGGGAGGGUGGGAACUUGAUGAAUCCAAAAAGGAGGAAGCUUUGCGAGAGACUAUAGAGGAAGUUGGGGUGCGAGGCAUUGUUGGGGGUAAAUUGGGAAAACGGAGCUUCAAGAGCAAAACCCAUGAUACCUUCUAUGAAGGGUACAUGUUCCCACUUCUUGUUGAAGAGCAACUUGAGUUCUGGCCAGAGCAGAACGUCCGUCAAAGAACAUGGAUGAGCGUAUCUGAAGCAAGAGAAGUUUGUCAACACUGGUGGAUGAAGGAAGCACUAGACAGACUUGUAAACCGUCUCACGGGUCAAAAACUACUUGGUCGUGAAACAAAACAAGUCACAAGAAGUUUGUUUAAUAGUUAA
This is a messenger RNA of Arachis duranensis, 1251 nucleotides long. RefSeq lists its product as uncharacterized. Gene Ontology annotation, biological process: protein phosphorylation. The transcript is spliced from 8 exons. The coding region runs from base 1 to 1251 and encodes 416 amino acids. The record is from RefSeq and is a predicted model, not a curated record. Gene Ontology annotation, molecular function: ATP binding; protein kinase activity; pyrophosphatase activity. NCBI's taxonomy places the organism in Eukaryota, Viridiplantae, Streptophyta, Magnoliopsida, Fabales, Fabaceae.